Molecule: messenger RNA, 5186 nt
Organism: Archocentrus centrarchus (flier cichlid)
Lineage: Eukaryota; Metazoa; Chordata; Actinopteri; Cichliformes; Cichlidae
Gene: snx1a
Product: sorting nexin 1a
Exons: 15
Coding region: 27-2303 (758 amino acids)
Biological process (GO): early endosome to Golgi transport
Cellular component (GO): endosome membrane; endosome
Molecular function (GO): phosphatidylinositol binding
Source: RefSeq, a predicted model, not a curated record
UUGUGUUUUUAAAAAAGACACUGAAGAUGGCGACCAGCUCGGAGCGCAGUCCCCCUCCGUUCCCGGAGUCCGAGGACCAAGAUGUGUUGGAGUCUGAGGAAGUCCGAGGCCGCGACAGUGAUGAAGACGACGGGGAGGACUUCUUCGGGAGUCCGAGCACCUCUCCUGUGACCGAAAUGGACACCACACCGACCAGUGAUGUUUCAACAAAGCCUCCCAGUGACAUCAUGAAUGAUCCUUUCUUUGAGCCAAUGAGCAGCCAAACAGAAAACAAACCAGCGAGUGAAUUCAUCAGUGAACCCUCAGAUGAUUUUUUUGACCUGACAAAUAAUGUAAAUAUUGUAGCUGCAGCUGCAACAAAAUCUAAUGAUUUUGUUGACAUAUUGGGAAGUGAAACUGGAGCUCAGAGAGGGGAAGUAGUAAAGGCAGAUGUUACUGUUGGAUCAGCAAUAGAUAAAAGUGAAGUGACCGCUGGCAUUACAGAUCCACUCAGUCAGCAGGAAGCCAAACAAACUUCCACUGCUCCGGUUAUCGACCUCAGUGGUGACUCACAGCAACUGCCUGUCACUGGCAAAAUUGCAGACCCUUUGGUCGACCUCUUCGGUGAUGCUCCACCAGCUGCUGAAGCUAAAAAACCCAGCGGGGCGACAGUCGAUCUGUUCGAUGAUGAGGGGAGUGACAUUUUCGCAGAGCCGCUGCAGACUAAACCUGCCAAGCAGCCACAGAAAAGCCUCUUCAACGAACCUGGAAAGGAUCUGUUUGGUGAGCCGCUGGGUGCCCUCUCAAAGAAAACUACAGAGCAGAAGGAGAAAUCUGUCACAACCAAAGUUAAUGCUGGAGGACCUGUGCAAGACAGUAAGCCUGCAGAUAUCUUCAGUGAGACCGUCCCCGCAGCACCCAGUGUCAGCAGCACCAGCACCGUCAACUCCAAGACCAAUGGAGUCCACUCUGAGGAGGAGAGUGAUAUAUUUGCUGCAGAAGCCACAGUGGAGCUCUCUCUCGACAGUCCGCGCAACGAGAGAAAAAAGGAGGCGACGGCCAAGCCGUCUGCUUCCGCCCCCACCUCCCUGCCAGCAGCUGUCAGCCUCGCCAAGCCACAGUCUGCUUCCCUGGAAGAGUUGGAAGAAGAGGAAGAGGAAGAGGAGGAACAGGAAGACAAAUUUGACAUCUUUGUCUCUGUCAAAGACCCAGAAAAAAUAGGGGAUGGUAUGAAUGCCUAUAUGGCCUACAAAGUAUCCACACAGACCACACUGCCCAUGUUUCGCAACAAGACAUUUACAGUGAGGCGACGCUUCAGCGACUUCCUCGGCCUUUUUGAGAAGCUCUCUGAAAAACAUGGACCAAAUGGAUUCAUUGUGCCUCCGCCGCCAGAGAAGAGCCUCCUGGGGAUGACAAAGGUGAAAGUGGGAAAGGAAGAUUCCUCGUCUGCAGACUUUGUUGAGAGAAGAAGAGGUGCUCUGGAAAGGUAUCUGCAGAGGGUGGUAAAUCACCCAUCGCUUCUCCAAGAUCCUGACGUCAGAGAGUUCCUGGAGAGAGAGGAAUUGCCUCGAGCAGUGAACACCCAGGCUCUGAGCGGCGCCGGCUUCUUAAAGAUGAUCAAUAAAGCAACAGAUGCUGUCAGCAAAAUGACCAUCAAGAUGAACGAGUCCGAUGUGUGGUUUGAGGAGAAGCUGCAGGAGGUGGAAUCUGCAGACCAGCAGUUCAGGAAGCUCCACGCUCUGGUUGAAUCCCUGGUGGUCCACAGGAAAGAGCUGUCACUGAACACAGCAAGCUUUGCCAAAAGUGCGGCCAUGCUGGGCAGCGCAGAGGACAACACCGCUCUGUCCCGAGCCCUGUCCCAGCUGGCCGAGGUGGAGGACAAAGUGGAGCAGUUACACCAGGAACAAGCUACGAACGACACCUUCACCUUUGCAGAACUGAUCGCAGAUUACAUCCGCCUACUGGGAGCCGUGAGGGGGUCGUUUGAUCACCGGAUGAAGGCGUGGCAGCGCUGGCAGGAUGCUCAGUCCAUGCUGCAGAAGAAGAGGGAGACUGAGGCCAAACUCCUGUGGGCCAACAAGCCUGACAAGCUGCAGCUGGCCAAAGAGGAGAUCACUGAGUGGGAGGCCAAAGUCACGCAGUUCGAGAGAGAAUUUGAAAGAGUUUCUGCAACCGUUCGCAAGGAAGUCAUUCGCUUUGAGAAAGAAAAGACAAAGAAUUUCAAAAGGUACAUAAUCAAGUAUUUGGAGUCUCUGCUUCAGUCUCAGCAACAGCUGAUAAAGUACUGGGAGGCUUUCUUACCAGAAGCUAAAGCAAUCGCCUAAUCCUCAAGCACCAGCCCUCUGGACUACAAACAGGCUGCCUUUUUCUCAUACACUUUACCUCUUUUGCCUUUAAACCAAGGAAAAUGUGUGCAUUGUAAAGGGAGAUACAAUCAGUCUGUUUUUUUGUUUUUUUUUAAUCACCUUUAACACAGCUCUGUAUUCUAUUGUAUUAAUAAUUGUAUAUUUUCAUUUAACCUUCCACAAAUAUUUUCUUAUUAGAUGAGAAUAGAUUGCAUAUACAAAGAUACGGGCAAAUGAAAAGAGGAAGAAAAAAAAAAAGCAUAGAUGACUGAUUCUAUUCAUUUCCACAGGAGAGUCGUUUGUUCUCAGGAUUUUCUCCCUCAUUGAUCAGGAGCUCUUUCACAUCAGCUGUCGUUAACGGUUUACAGCCUGGCUGCUCUCUCGUCAGAGAUUUCUGGGGACCCAGAUGAAGAAGGUGGCUAACUUCUCACUGUGCGUCUUAUUAAUGAUUCAAAGGGAUUAAAUAACCGUUAAAAAUUAGAUUUAUGAGCACUUCCACCGGGUGGAUAAACUACUUAAGUACCAUCCAUGUUUUCCUUUCUUUUUUCCAUUUCUCUCUUUCUAAUUUGGAGUAUUAUGAUGCUGAGGGGGAGUGCGUGGGUGUGCAGGGUGAUGAGUGGCAUUAGAUUAGCAGCUGUGAUAAAGGGCUUUGUCGCAUGCCGAGGUUGUGGGGAUAACAACUUUGAAUUCCUUUCAGUAAUUGUGCAAACUUUAUGUCGGUGCCUUUUUAAGUGAGAAUGGUGUUUUGUCUUAACUUCCUCUACAGUCUACAACUUCCUCCUCAACUGGAAACCAGUUUAGAGGGACUUUGUAGACAGAAGUUGUGGGCUCGCCAUCAUGUAGUCAUCCCACUACUUAUGUUUAAGAACUAUGGUAGUGCCCCAUUUACUGCCAGUUAAGUUCCUCCUCCCCCAGUUCUUUUCUAAAAUGGUUUAUACUGUUUUCAGUCAGCCUUGCAUGAACCUGCAGAGGCUUGAAUUGGGUAAAUCCAGUCUGUAAACAUGUCUGAGUCUGUCAAAGUUGAGUCAUGUUGGACCAAGUGUCGGUUAACAAUUUAACGCAAGCAGUAAUGACUCAGUUUGAAGGAAGUAAAUGCUGAUUGUGUGGAUUAGCCAACUCAAGUAAGUCUCAGCAAGCAGUUUUGUGCUGUGUCAGAUGAAAGCCAAAUCCUUUCUGGAUGGCAGGGUUGGUGUAAAAAGAGCAGAGCUGCAGCUCACAGCAGUCUUAUUCUGCAGAUCUAGUCCUGUUUUUGUCUGACAGCCCAAACAACCCAAAGUUAUUCAUUUCUUGUAGCACUGGAGGGAUAUUUGUUUGCACAUGCAUGUCUUCAAACACAGUGCAGCAUCUUCUCGAUCCCAUAAUGUGCACUGCUGGCUGCUGUCAUUGUUAUGAAAACACAAAACAAAUCCACUGAUUGGACACGUGAGGGCGGUAAUCUGCCAACAAGUGCAGCAUUGUGGCCACAAAUUAAAGGGCAACUACUGCCAAGUCCAACAUCACUACUCUUCACUCAUUCACUACUCCAAGCGAACACCCAGCCGUUUGCAGUAUAUAUUUUCACUAAGAAUUUUGCAUAUUGUAUAUUUUCAACAUCUGUUCUACUGCAGAUGUUUCUCAGGCACUUUGUAGUGCCUCUAAAUUUGGACACACAUAAGAUGAUGUACAAUUAGUGAAGCGUAGGGAGUCAGUUUGGACCACAGACUGCAUAGAAAAGGUGGAUGUAACCUUGUGAUCUUAAAAAAGUGACACAGUUGUGAAAGUGCUUUAAUCCUGCAUUCUUUCUGCUGGUCAACAGGGGGCGUCUCCUUUGGUUACAAAAGUAGUCAGAUUGUAUGGAAGUCUAUAGGAUGCACCUACUUUACUUAUUUUACGACGUGCAAAUGUUUUCACAGUUGUUUGUCUUGAGUCUCAUUUAAUAUUUUUCAUUUUAUAAAAAUGAUGGUAAGGAGAAAUAACUGGUAGAGAGUAAAAUAGACUAUAAAGCAAGAUAUGCUUUAAGGUGGUUCUACCUUGUAUGGCUGUACUCAGGCUGUCCAGUCAGAUUUACCUGUCACUUGUGCCAUCGGGGGGGGGGGGACAAAGGCAGCAUCCGAAAGGCUGCACAGUGGCCACAUCCAUGUUUUCUAUGUUUAUUCAGUCUAUGCAGACGUUGGCUUUGUCGGUGUUUUUAUGACGAAGCAAAUGUGCUCAUCACUUUUGAUAGAAAUCUAAGAUGAAAUUUGCUUUGAAGUGGUGAGUGUAAGCAUCUUUUUGUUUAUAUAAAAUAUCCAGUUCCUGUAAUUUCCAUGGACAUAAAACCAGAGACUAGUCCCAGAGGUGGAGCCAACAAAUGUUUGACAUUUUCACUUCAUGAUUGACUUAAAUACAAAUACACUGUUUGUGAUUUAUAGGAAGGAGGCAACAAGAUGUGCUUUAAAAGCUGAUGUGAACUCUUCAGAACUGGAUUGAUUGGCAAACAAUGGCAAAUUAAUGCCUUCAGUAAAACAUGCUGGUGUUGUAGUGAAUUCCUCCCUCAAGUCUCAGCCUGUAGUUUUAACAAACCUGUCACAGGUUUUUGUGGCAGGACUGCCAUCCUUUGAUUACAGCUUUAAUGUCCACAUGUGCACACGUGUAAAAACUGAAGGCGUGCAGCGACUAUGCUUCACUAUCGAUUGUUGUCAGGCUUUCUUUAACUUGCAGACAUUUCUUUGCACUUCUUUCAUGCCAGUUAGAUAAAUGCCUGUUUUUACUAUUAUUUUUACAUCAUCUAAUAAAACUGGUUGUCAAUGUGUGGUUAGUGGUAUCAAUGUGCAGAGCAAUGUCAGCAAUAUGCACUGUGUCAUAGAAACUUAAUUCAAAUCAAUAAAAGUUGCACUGUUUACA